Messenger RNA from Sphaeramia orbicularis (orbiculate cardinalfish), 8490 nucleotides. RefSeq names its product myosin IXB (gene myo9bl). The coding region runs from base 473 to 7390 and encodes 2305 amino acids. The record is from RefSeq and is a predicted model, not a curated record. The transcript has 44 exons. Gene Ontology annotation, molecular function: actin filament binding; GTPase activator activity; ATP binding. Gene Ontology annotation, cellular component: actin filament; ruffle; lamellipodium. Gene Ontology annotation, biological process: intracellular signal transduction; actin filament-based movement; lamellipodium morphogenesis. NCBI's taxonomy places the organism in Eukaryota, Metazoa, Chordata, Actinopteri, Kurtiformes, Apogonidae.
CAGACUCAGACUGCUGCUGGCUAAAGAGAAAGGAAGUAGCGUCUGGCUAACUGGUUAGCCGUUCUGAAACCACACAGUCUGUUUGGAAAGACUGCAGUUUGGAGGUAGUUUGAAGCCGCAGACUGUUCUUCUUUCUUUGACAUUAACGGAUAAUUCGGCGCCAGUUCCGUGUCGGAUCGUUUUAAUUACUUUUCUUUCGAUGCCGGUUUCAACCCUCUAGUUUGACUCAGCUCUGAAGCCUUGUCUCGUCCGUUGUUAGCCUACCUUAAACCAAGUCUGGUCGAUUUAACCCGGAGUUUAAACAAACAGGACACUUUACUACAGAUACUUUUUAUUAGCCUAUACUUUUAUACCAUUUCUGGUGCGAUUAAGGAUUACACCAAGACAAUGAGACAAACAUCCGGGAAAGGUGUUGUCUGGUGAGCGGGACACAGUGUGUGCGGCAUGCUGAGGCCACUCCCCCUGGCCCAGAAUGAGUGUCAGAGAUGGCGCUGCCACCACGGCAACGAAUGCAGAUGCAGAAGGGGGGGGAGGUGGGCCAGCUAGUGCUAACGAUCUUGAUGGCCGCUCUUAUGUGCUCCAAAUCUACCCAAGGAUUGCUGCACAGUCCUCUGCCUGCUGCACUGUUAGAGUGCAGAAGGAUGCAACAGCUGCUACAGUGAUCUUAGAUGCUACCUUGGCUCUGGGGCUGGAUCCUGGCCGCUCAUAUGUGCUCGCAGAGGUGAAGGAAUCUGGAGGUGAAGAGUGGGUUCUGGAGGCCGCUGACCUGCCAGUGCAAAGGUUUCUGCUAUGGCCUCGUAAAGCCCAGGAGCAGCACCCUCGCAGCCUGGGUUUCUAUUUCUUAUUACAGGAGAGGAACAAUGAUGGUACCAUCCAUUAUGUCCACCUACCGCCCUUGUCUAAGGAACAGCAGGCACAGCAGCUUGCCGCCAGGGGCUUCCUCCCCCCACCACAGGAUGACUUUGCAGAUCUCUGUAACCUCCCUGUCCUCGAUGAGGACAGCAUAUUAAAUAACCUGCGCACACGAUUCCACAAGAGAAAGAUCUACACCUAUGCAGGCAGCAUCCUCAUUGCUAUCAACCCCUUCAAGUUUCUGCCCAUCUACAAUCCCAAGUAUGUCAAGAUGUAUGAGAACCACCAACUGGGCAAACUGGAGCCACAUAUCUUUGCUAUAGCAGAUGUGGCCUACUAUGCCAUGCUCAGGAAGAGGGUCAACCAGUGCAUUGUCAUCUCUGGGGAGAGUGGCUCAGGCAAGACCCAGAGCACCAACUUCCUAAUCCACUGUCUGACAGCGCUCAGCCAAAAGGGCUAUGCCAGCGGGGUGGAGAGGACCAUACUGGGGGCGGGGCCAGUCCUGGAGGCCUUUGGAAAUGCCAAGACAGCCCACAACAACAACUCCAGCCGCUUCGGUAAAUUCAUCCAGGUGAAUUAUCUGGAGAGUGGAGUGGUUCGAGGGGCUGUGGUUGAGAAGUAUCUGCUGGAGAAGUCCCGUCUAGUCUCCAGAGAGAAGAAUGAGAGGAACUACCAUGUAUUUUACUACCUGUUGCUGGGAGCUUCAGAGGAGGAAAGAAAAGAAUUUAAGUUGCUGCCACCUGAAGACUACUUCUACCUCAAGCAGCAAAACUUUAAGAUAGAAGAGGAGGAGGACUUGCGUCAUGACUUUGAGAGGCUGCAGCAGGCAAUGGAAAUGGUUGGCUUCCUUCCAGCCACCAAGAAACAGAUCUUUUCUGUGUUGUCGGCGAUCCUGUAUCUGGGUAACGUGACCUACAAGAGGAAGUCAACAGGCCGAGAAGAGGGCUUGGAUGUGGGACCACCAGAAGUCCUGGCUACUCUCUCUGACCUGCUGAAGGUUAAAGAGGAGCUGCUGGUGGAGGCGCUGACAAAGAGGAAAACUGUGACAGUCAACGACAAGUUGAUACUCCCCUACAGCCACUCUGAGGCUAUCACAGCCAGAGAUUCCAUGGCUAAGUCUCUGUACAGUGCCCUGUUUGACUGGAUCGUCCUACGCAUCAAUCAUGCGCUGCUUAACAAGAAAGACAUGGAGGAGUCUGUCCCGUGCUUGUCCAUUGGUGUCCUGGACAUAUUUGGCUUUGAGGACUUCGAGAACAACAGCUUUGAGCAGUUCUGUAUCAACUAUGCAAAUGAGCAGCUGCAGUAUUACUUCAACCAUCACAUCUUCAAUCUAGAACAGGAGGAGUACCAAGCAGAGGGAAUCACCUGGCACAACAUCGACUAUACAGACAACGUGGGCUGCAUCCAUCUCAUCAGUAAGAAGCCGACCGGCCUGCUGUACCUGCUGGAUGAGGAGAGCAACUUUCCCCACGCCACAGAUGAGACGUUAUUAGCCAAAUUUAAGCAACAGCACCAGGGAAACAAAUAUUUUGUCCCCACGCCAGUCAUGGAACCUGCAUUUGUCAUUCAACACUUUGCUGGGAAAGUAAAAUAUCAAGUCAAGGAUUUCCGAGAGAAGAACACAGAUCACAUGCGUCCUGACAUUGUGGCAUUGUUGAGGAGCAGUGACCGUGCGUACAUUCGGCAGCUUAUUGGCAUGGACCCCGUGGCCAUGUUUCGGUGGGGAAUCCUGCGUGCCACCAUCAGAGGAAUCACUGCUUUCAAUGAGGCUGGCCGUGCCUGGGCCGCCAAGACAUCAGGUGUUGUCCGUCCAGUAUCGAGGACUCCUUUGGGAGAGCUUCAGCGAUCCAAUGCCCCAAUAGAAAGAAUGUACAAACGAGCUUCUAUGCUCGAUUUCUGCUUUGAUCACUCAGAGGAGCGCCCUCUAGAGGCUUUCGAAGACAUCUUUGCUAGCUAUGACAGUAAGAAAGACAUGCAUGCACAGAUCAUCAGCUCCAUUAAGAACUUGCAGCUGGACACUGAGGACCCUCGCAAGCUACUGCAGUCCUGGGGUCGCCUCCGUUUCCCUCGGCACAUCCUCCAGAAAAACAAAGUCACCAAGCAGAAACAAAUCAUUCCUAAGAAUUUGCUGGACUCUCGGUCUCUGAAGUUCAUUGUGAGCCUGACACUGCACGAUCGCACUACCAAAUCUCUGCUUCAUCUGCACAAGAAGAAGAAGCCCCCAAGCAUCAGUGCCCAGUUCCAGACUUCUCUGACCAAGCUUUUAGAGACCCUCAACAGAGCGGAGCCGUUCUUCAUUCGUUGCAUCCGCUCCAAUGCUGAAAAGAAGGAGAUGUAUCUGGAUGAAACACUGGUAGUUCAGCAGCUACGAUACACAGGAAUGCUGGACACUGUUCGAAUCAGGAGGUCAGGUUAUGGAGCCAAGUACUCAUUCCAGGAGUUCAUAGAGCACUUCAGGGUUUUGCUGCCAAAGACAGCAGCAGCCUCAAAAGAAAGCAUCUCAGCACUGCUUGAGAAAAUGGGCCUGGAUCCCUAUACAUUCCAGAUUGGCAAAACUAAGGUUUUCUUAAAGGAGCCAGAGCGACAGCUGCUGCAGGACAUGCUGCACAAAGACGUAAUGCAGAAAAUCAUCUUUAUUCAGCAUUGGUUUAAAGCUCGACUGCAAAGGAAAGAAUUCCUAGACAUGAGGGAGGCAGCUAUCCUGAUACAACGUUCAUGGCGAAGGUACUGCAAAGAGGAACAAUGGCGACAAGCAGCCACUGUGAUCCAGGCUUUGUGGAGAGGACACAGACAGAGAAAAGAGUACCACCGUCAAAGACAAGGAGCUACCAAGAUACAAGCCCUGGUCAGAGGCUACUCAGCACGCAGAAGAUGCCAGUCAAUGCGUGAAGAGAAAUGGAAAAAGGAGGAAGAGGCAAAAGAAGCAAGGAGGAGGCAAGAGGAAGACAGAAGGAGAGAAGAAGAGGAGAGAAGAAAAGUGGAGGAGGAGGCAAGGAAAAGGAUGGAAGAAGAAGAAAUGAGAAGAAAGGCCCAAGAUGAGGAGGCAAGGAGGAGAGCAGAGGAGGAGGAGGCCAUCAUGAAAGCUGAAGCUGAAGAAGCAGUCCAGAGGAAGAGAGAGGAAGAGGAGAAAAGCCCUGUGAGAGAGCCUCAAACAAGAGAGGAUCCAGAUAUUGAGCUGGUCACUGAAGAGAUGCUCGAUGAAAGUCAAGUUUCUAUCCAUGAAACUGAGGAUGGAGAGGUGAGAGAAGAACAGAACAAAGAUGAACAGAUUGAGGAAGAGAAAGAGGAGCCUCCAUCUCCCAGGUCAGAUAUGGAGGUCAAUGGUACCCUGGCUGGGGCUGGAUCCCAGUUGCACGAGAAAGAACAUGUGGAUGACAAGGAGAACCAAACAAUAGAAAAACCUUCUUUGUGUAGAAGUAAUGACACAGAUAAACAAGGUUCUGAUUCCACUUCCACAUCUUCUAAUGCUGAACAAAAGAGAGUACGAGUUCCAGACAGUAACAGAACCCAGACGUCAAGAAGUCAGGAGAAGAGAGAGCAGAGGAGGCGACGAGGAUUGGAACACAACCAGAGAGAGACUGAACGAGCUGCCUCCUCCUCCUCCUCCUCCUCCUCCUCCUCCUCCCCAGCUACAGGCAAGGAUCAGACAUCCCCACCAAGAGAGACCCCCAAGCUGAAAGAGCGAUCAGACAGCAAGGAGCUGGACCAGUACACCUUUGUGGCCUGGAAAGUGAAAGAAGACAAAGGAGGGAAGAAAGAUCCAAAAACAUCUCCUCCUGCCGGUCCAAUCCGUCCAUCCACAUUGCCCCUGCAGCCAUCGGACCACAUCAGAAACGGAGUCGGUGAAGGGGUCGGAGCAGUAAACCUGCAGCGCCGUCCAGGGGCCAUAAAGGAGAAGCCCGAGAGGUGGAGGGGGAGGAGGAGCGACGGGGAGAACUACGAGACCAGCAGCCCCCCACCACCGCCCACCAGAGCAGAAAUGAGGAGGAAACAAUUGAGUGAGUCAGUCUCCUCAUCAGUUGACAGUUUGUCUCCAGGUUCAGAAGGCGCUUCAGCUAGAGAUAUUCUGUCUCCUGCAGAGAGCCGUGUCGAUAGCUCAAAGGGAAGCUCCAUCAGGAGGAGACAUCACGAUGGCUCUGCUCACCAAGACUCAUCCCACUCUAUCCCAUCCACAGCUGACAGGUCAGGUGGAUUCUUCAGCAAGAUUUUGAAGAAACGACCUCAUAAGGAAGCUCAGACUCCAGACAACGGGGAGAUGACGCCAAUUUUCAGUGAGAAGUCAACAGGAGGGGAAGCUCCAACAUCAGUACAUCCAUCACGGCCACCGUCUCAGGCACACGGUAACCGCACUGGCAAAAGCUUGGGCCGGAAUCCCACCAUCAAAAUCAGUCGAGCCACACGUGUCUCCGAGAAGUGGAAUGCCUCGCUGGAUCGGGAAAUCACCAAUGCCAACGAGCUGCGGCACCUUGACGAAUUUUUGGGCAACCAGGUGAAUGAUUUCCGCUCCAGAGGGAAGUCGCUGUCAGCUACAGAGGCUAUCUUCAUAACAGCUACAAUGCAGUUCAGAGAGACUAUUAAAGCCAUGUAUUCACUUCCAAAACCCACGAUCGGCUACAAAGACCUGAUGACAAGCUACCAGAACAAGGUGGUCCACCUGGCAGAUGACAAACAGAAAGGAGAAGUCCAGCUAGUGGUGAACCUGUUCCAGUCGGUGCUGGACGGGUUCAUCAGAGGAGAGAUGAAGAAGGAGGAAGCUGAGCCUGCCAAGCCCCCUAAAGCUAGAAAGAAAAGACGGAAAAAGGAUAAAAGUAUGGAAAGCCCCCUGGAUCAUGUUUUCAUCAACUAUCAGGUCAGCAUUAUGCAGUCAUGUGAUCAGUGUACGUCUUACAUCUGGGCCAUGGAGAAGGCCUACAUGUGCAGCUGUUGUAAAAUGGUGUGUCACAAGAAGUGCCUUGGCAAGAUAGUCACAGACUGCAACACCUUCUGUGUCAAAAAGAAUGAUGAGGAGUCAGGAGGUCUGCACUUCGGGGUCCGUGUUUGCAACCUGGUUGGUGAUAAAAAUCCAGUCCCAAUGGUUCUGGAGAUGAUGCUGGAGCAUGUGGAGAUGCAUGGCCUCUAUACCGAAGGCAUCUACCGCAAGUCUGGCUCCGCCAACCGCAUGAAAGAGCUGCACCAGAAGCUAGAGACUGACCCCCACCUGGUCUGCCUGGAGGACUAUCCCAUCCACACAGUAACAGGACUGGUCAAACAGUGGUUGAGAGAACUGCCUGAUCCACUCAUGACCUUCACACAUUACAAUGACUUCCUGCAUGCAGUGGAACUGCCAGAGAAGCAGGAGCAGCUUCAUGCGAUUUACAAAGUCAUUGAGGAGCUUCCGACAGCAAACUUCAACACACUGGAGAGACUUGUGUUUCACCUUGUCAGGGUCUGUAAAGAGGAGACUCACAACCGCAUGUCUCCCAACUCACUGGCCAUCGUCUUUGCUCCGUGUAUCCUACGCUGCCCCGACAGCGCUGACCCACUCCUCAGUAUGAAGGAUGUCGCCAAGACCACCAUGUGUGUAGAGAUGCUCGUCACUGAACAGAUCCGACGCUACAAUGAGAAGAUGGAGGAGAUUGAGCAGCUGGAGUACGCAGAGGCUCUGGCUGUCAACCAGCUCAAACUGAAGAGACAGAACACGCACUUCUGGCAUUUACCGCUCAGGUUUUCAGCUCCUUACAAAGGAGUGGUGGUGCAUGAGAAGGUCAGCUCUGACCUGAGUGUGGUCCCCGAGAAUGAGCCUCUGGAUUCAGACACAGAGGCGGAGAAGAACCUGGUGGAUCGCAUUAAGUCCAUCAAACAGGAGAAAGAGGAUCUGGCUUGUCGACUUCCGGAGAUGGAGCAGCCUGGUUCGGACCAGGAGAACCUGGACUCUGAAGCGUCGCUGAGCUCUGAGAGUCUUCUGGAUGAGCAGCAGCGCUCUUCAGCCCAUAGCUCAGAGCCCGAAGGACGUGGUGGCCUCUCGCUGAUGAGACUUAGGCCAGUUUGUCUACCCAAACCCUCAGACCUGGCCCAGAGACCUAGACCACCCAGUGGGCAUGGUUCUCUCAGCCUCACCAAAACCUCCCCCUCUGGGUCCAGCUGUGCUUCGACGCCUUCUGAGUCCCCCAUUGCCUCCUUUAGACACCCACUUAAACGCCGCAACCCCAUCAUCCCCGACACAAUUAAACUCCCCUUGGGCAUCCCCUCCCUCUCAGAGUCCUCAUCCUCCUCUCCAGCUCUUCCUCCUGGAAACUUAGCGUUAAAACACUUCAGCAGGAGAAAAGAGCAGCCCGGCCGCCGCAAAGACAGUACACAGUCACUGUACAUCGACAGCCCUGAGUGUGACUUGUUGUUACAUUUUACAUCCUCCUGCCCUCCCUCUGCAUCUUCAUCCUCCUCCUUCAUCUCCAUGGUUACUCCCUCUCCUCAGCACCAGCACAGCGACACACAAGCCCCGAUGGGCCAGAGACGCUUUUCUGACCCAGACAUACCCUACAUGGACAAUGAAGAUGUGUGAAAAGAAACUAAAUGAUGGAGGAAAGAGAAUUAGUAUGGGCAACAACUGUAAGAGUCUACAGAGAAAAAGAAAAAUAGCUGGAUGGGACAGAAUCUGGCGAGGAAUCAAGAACUGAAACACAGAUUAAACUACAUGAUGUGGAUCUCCAAAGCUGAAUGGGAGUGAGCUGCUCCAGGCCCUCACGUCAGAGGGAACUAACUGAGGAUCUGCAAAGCCUUGUUUACUCCCAUCACAGGAAAAAAAUAACUGGACGUGUUGUUGCCAAGCACCUUUUCUGUCAUUUUUAAUAUGUUGUGGUUAUUAUUGACCCAGUUUGGACCAGGCUGUUAUUACCUGUAGCUUCAUAAUAAUGGACUGCCAAUUUUGUUUUCUUUCUCCUGUUUUGUUUAUUUUUAGAACACAUUUGUGCUAAUUCAAGGAAAUAUUGCAGGUUUCAGAUGCACUUUUUGCAUUUCUUAGUUCUCGUAAUGGUGAGGCCAACAUGCUCCCCAAAAUGUUAGUUAGUGCCUUGAUAUGUACAGCAAGUCGACAGCAACUCAGCUCAUUUGUCUUUGUAAUUAAUGCUGUUGCAGAGAAAUGUGGGGGUUAUAAUGGUGUACCUUUGUCUCACACAUUUGUUUAUUGAACUAUAAUGAGGACUUAACAUUCACAUAGAGGCUACAGCCACUUCCACCUUCAACCUCUUGCUGCUGCACAUUGGAUAGGUAAUCAUUGCCUUAUUGAUACAGCAAAGGGAAAACAGGAGCAGCACACGCCACUUUUUCCUUUAAAACACCAAUUCAGCCACGAUGCAAGAGCCAUGCCACAAUGUCGAUAAAGCUCAAUGUUCCCAGUUCCUCUUCCUGCGAAACAACAUGGCUUCCUUCAGCUGGACCGGAAUGAGUCCCAUUAUGAGCGAGGCUCUGCUAAAGAGCAGCUGUGGCCCACCUUUGUAUGAAAUGUAAUACUAAUGUUCUGACUGCUGUUGACUGUUUGUCUGGAUUUCUGUGGAAAAUGUGCAGAUAUGUGGUGUGUAAACAGAGAGUAAAUGGUUGGGACUGAAUGACUGUAAUGUUUAUUACUAUUAAUGUGCUAAUACAGAGCAUGAUGCUUGUUACUGC